ACUAUCCAGACCCAGAAAUGUUUUCACUUCUUCACCUUUUUGCAACAACCAAAGCCACCACAAUUUCCACUGUUUGUCCAUCUUUAUGUCCAGUCUAUAUGCAGCCACCAGCCAGUAAGCAUCAAAUUAUCCACCUAUGCACAUCUGACUAUAUCUAGCUAUAUUCACAAAGCGCAGUAUUCCUGGAAAGAAACAGCAAUUUCUACUGCAUAUUCUGUAAAGAUGCUCUAAGCUCUAACAAAGGACGACCUAAGGGCAUCAACAACAGCGCCUUGAAUAAAUGUGGCAAACUUCACCAUCCAUUAGGGACCAUUGCUUGCUAAUACCUGAGUACUUUAUUUUGGCAUUCCUAAGAGCUUUUUCCACCAACAUGGACAUCUGCCAGACUGGCAAAAAUAAAUAAAUUUAUAUCCAAGCUUUGAAAGGUUGGUAGCACAUUAGGAGGGAGCACUUUUCUCAGACUCUGCUCAAAAGUCCAAGCGACAUAACACGGACGACACUUAUUCAUUUUAGCAAGAUGGCAGGUGUUAUACUUGCCGUGACACUGAAACAACACUGUCAUUACUGCAGGAAUUUGUGUGCAUCCGUAUGUCUUUCAUUAAAAAACACUUAGAGGUAGAAGCCAUUCAGGAUAUGUGAUGUUGAUGAUGCAAACACAGAGAGCCUUACAGAUAGUUACUGCUGUGGCAGAGAUGGCGAGAAUCUGCCAUCCACCAUAAAUCUCUCUUGCUCACACAUAGACAUGACUGCAUGCAGGAGCCAUUACUGCCAAGUGUGUGUAAUAUUGCAAUUUCUGAAAGGAGGAAAGGCCAUGGCUCUUGUCUGAAUUUUUCAUUCCCCACCCUCUCUGUUUCUGUACAACAACUGAUAAAUAAGCAAUGAAUCCUGAGGACAUAACACAGAAUGGACUGGGUUUUAUGUCCUCCACAUCCCCAACAUCAGCUCCCCUAGAUACACAUUCUGUCUGCCUUUCUCUUUGUGCAUCAUCCUUCUCUUGUGUCUGUGAAGCUUGUCUAUCACAGUGGUUGUUUUAAGAUUCAAAUCUUCUCCUGUUUUUUUGUACUUGACCAGUGAGCUGAACUGGAAAAAAAUCUGGCCCCAAUAUGUGGUGGAAAAGUGUAUGUUUGUGUGUUUUUGUGGGUUGAACGUGACCUUUGUUAAUCCGCCGCCGAUUUAGAUUUAGAGUGCUGGUGGCUUUGAAUCAGUCUGAGAAGCAGCUUGGAUGGUGAGCCGUCCAGAGUACACUCAGUUUAGAUCAGCUCAUGAAUAUAUGCCACGGCAUCAUUCUCUGAUUAUGCAAUAUUCUUCUCAGUCAAGAAGUGUGUGGGUUGAUAAAGAGGGAGAGAGUGAAAGAGAGAGAGUCAGGGAGUGUUGUGAAAGAGAAACAAGUGUGAUGGAGAGAAAUAAAGGAGCAAAGUUAAGCAGUACUUUGUCGCCAUCUGAUGGUUAAUAAGGACAAGACAUCCAAAGAUUUCACCUUGGCUCUGGAAUUCUGACAUUUUAAACUGACUCAGAUUAAACGGUGAUAAAAAAAAAUUGUCACUUUAACUUUUAAAGCAGUAAUUUUAAUUAAUUUGAUAUUGGUUUUCCCUUACUUUUAACCCUUUAAUAGUGUAGUGGCAUCUGCUGAACAGCUGAUAGGAACCAUUAGCUACUUAAAUGCAUCAAUGACUAUUGUUUACAAUACAGAUUUUAUUACAGUCAUUUUGUGUAUUUACUUCACAUGCUUUGCAGUUAUGAAACUAACUUUUAAUCAUUUACAGUAUCCUUUACGAAGCCAGAAAUACAACCUGAGAUUGUUUAUGGUGGUAUUUUGUCAAUACUCAUCCAGAAAAAACAAUAAAAUCUUCCCAAACCAUCAGCACAGCCCAAAGGAAGGAGUUUCACAUUGUUGUCUGUUACCAUGGUUACCAGUCUCCUCCAUGUCCCGCCUCUCGCUUCCAACAGCCAAUUAAAUUCCUCCAUGAGUCUGCUUCCCAUCAGCCGCGAACUGCAAACUUCCUCCCUUCCUGUGUUUAACUACUGCUGCUGUAUUUUUCAUUAAAACAACCAUAACACGCAUAUUUCCGUUACGUCUACUGCAGUAUGAACGCAGAGGAGUCCGUUAAAACCCACGGUGUUACAAAUAAUUGUCCAGUUUCGACGCCGGAGGGAAACGACACGAAUAAAGGAGGAAUGAAAAGAACUCCAUUCUCAAAGUUUAAGAGAGUUCAGUCCCACUUCAAAUCACCUCUUCAAGUAACAGAGAGUGCUAAAGUUAGCCCUGCUGAGGAGGUCGCAGAGCUGGAGAGGAGAAGGGAGCAGUUGGACACAGAGAUAGCACAGCUGGAGGCUGAGGGCUACAGAGUAGACGAGCUGGAGCAUCAUAUCGACAUGUUGCAUGAAUACAACGACAUCAAAGACGUUGGACAAUCACUCCUUGGCCGUAUUGCUGCUCUGAGGGGGACCACCACACGAGAUCUCUACACACACUUUGGCCUUGAACUGGAUGACUGAAGAAAAAGAAAAGAGUGAAACAUCAUUGGUGAGAUUGGUCCCUCACACCACAGGGAGAGAGGAGUAAAGUUUACAUACCGUUGAGAGCACUUUUUUAUCGUUGGAUAUGGACUAAAGAUGGAGCAGCUAUGCGUCUUUGCAGGGAGAGGUUUUUUUCUCUUGGUGAUUUAGUUUUCACUUCUUUGCAGAGAGAGAUUUGGUUAUUGGGAGUGAUAAAUAAACAAGAAUGGGGUUAGUCCAGCAUGCAGGCAUGAUAUUUAAAACAUGCUGGCUGUUAAAACUUUACUUCGAGGCAGUGACACGAUAGAAAUGUUUAUGUGGCGUUUUUCCCAUCCUAGUGUAAAUGCUAUUGAGCGGACUUUCCAAGGACUUGUUUUGUCUUCACGUUUGAGCUUUAGAUACAUAUGUGGAUGAUUACUGCAUGAAUGGCAUUUAUUUCUCUAACUUUGGGUUUGUUCACAGAAUGUUGGAGUGUUAAACUUUUUUGAUAUUUAUUCAAGUACAUGCAUUAAAGGGGCAGCGUGACUGUUGGAAAUAGA
Messenger RNA from Acanthochromis polyacanthus (spiny chromis), 3035 nucleotides. It is a transcript of the gene swi5, whose product is annotated as SWI5 homologous recombination repair protein. Lineage: Eukaryota; Metazoa; Chordata; Actinopteri; Pomacentridae. The transcript is spliced from 5 exons. Gene Ontology annotation, biological process: double-strand break repair via homologous recombination. Gene Ontology annotation, cellular component: Swi5-Sfr1 complex; Swi5-Swi2 complex. The record is from RefSeq and is a predicted model, not a curated record. The coding region runs from base 2086 to 2496 and encodes 136 amino acids.